AUGGCAUCCUCCAUUGCGUUUAUUUUGGUUCUAUUUUUAGCAAUCAACAUGGCCCUGCCAACAACACGGGCAGCUAUCCACACCGUUGGAGACACAACAGGUUGGACAAUAGGUGCUGAUUACAGCACAUGGGCUAGCAACUUGACCUUUGUAGUUGGUGAUAGCCUUGUUUUCAACUAUGAAGAUGAUCACACUGUGGAUGAAGUUAAAGAAAGUGAUUACAAAACCUGCACUUGGGGCAAUUCGAUGAGUACAGAUAGCAGUGGCACCACUACUGUUGCCCUUAAAACUGCUGGCACUCAUUACUUCAUAUGUGGUAUUCCUGGCCAUUGUGAGAGUGGCAUGAAGCUUGCUGUUACUGUCAAAGCUAAAGCUAGAAAAGCAGCUGCUCCUGCUCCAACACCAUCACCAUCACCAUCACCAUCACCAUCACCAGCACCAUCACCAUCACCAUCAAGGAAGGGUUCACCUUCUAAUGACACCGCAGAAACACCCAGUACAACCACACCAAUCACCCCCACUACUACCACCACCAAUGCCUCACCACCCAAUACAUCAAAUGUGUCAUCAGCAACCAGUUACUCACCAAUUGUUGCUAUGUUGAUUGUUUCUUGGAUCUCAUACUGUGUGUUGCGUGUAGUAUGA
Molecule: messenger RNA, 645 nt
Organism: Gastrolobium bilobum
Lineage: Eukaryota; Viridiplantae; Streptophyta; Magnoliopsida; Fabales; Fabaceae
Product: blue copper protein-like
Exons: 2
Coding region: 1-645 (214 amino acids)
Cellular component (GO): plasma membrane
Molecular function (GO): electron transfer activity
Source: RefSeq, a predicted model, not a curated record